Pomacea canaliculata is the source of this 2301-nucleotide messenger RNA. RefSeq lists its product as uncharacterized. The record is from RefSeq and is a predicted model, not a curated record. NCBI's taxonomy places the organism in Eukaryota, Metazoa, Mollusca, Gastropoda, Architaenioglossa, Ampullariidae. Bases 91 to 1782 code for a protein of 563 amino acids. The transcript is spliced from 11 exons. Gene Ontology annotation, cellular component: cytoplasm.
GCUACUCUCACCCACAUCCGUGUGGAAAGGGCUAAGGGAGGUAACCUUGUCGGAAACCAUGCAACAGAAUCCAAUGAUUUUGACAACAGAAUGUUCAAAGCCUUAGACUACGUCAAUUAUGACCAGCUGCAGGUUAAUGCUCGAAAAGCUUCAGAUGUGGGACAAGAGAGGUUGCCAACAAAUCUCCUGCGCUCAGCAAGCUUGCAAGAACUUUGCUGUGAUGCUAUCAAUGACAGUGCAGAUAUAAGCCUAGGAUGCCAGGAUAUUCUUGUCUCAGCAGUAAAGGUGUUACCUCAGCACCUGUUACCCAUGCUCUUGCGAGUUGCCAUUGACAACCAUCAGUGUACUGCAGUCAGCACCAUCAUUUCAUGUUGGCCUCAUCACACACUUAGUUUUCGUGAAGUAUUAGGUACGGCAAGAUAUGGUGAUCUAUUUCAAGAUGAAAUGGGAUUUGACCUUGUUGUUUUUCGUGGCAUCUUGACUCGAAAAAAAUGCUGCAAGAUGAGGUGUCUUGACUUUCAGGGAUUCAAACUAAACAGAACAUUUUGCAAGCUUAUUGUCCAGAUGUGGCCGUUAAUCUCACUUAAAAAACAACAGAUGAACACCAAACGGCUAGCUACCAUUAUUGUGAAAAAUGCAGGUUUCGAAGAUGACAAGGCAUUCUCAGAAAAUCUUCCAACACUGCUGAAGAACACUUUAGACAGCAUAUUGUCUCGAUAUAAGGACAUUCACAUAAACAUACCUCGAGGUAAAAAACUGAUCAUUAAGCUGGACACACUCUUCUUCACAUCUGGUGACAAUUUUUAUCUGGAUUACCUAGUCAGCAAUUGCUUGAGGUCUAUCACACCUGUGCAGAUCAAGGUAUCCAACAUUCACAUCAGAUCUGGUGCUUUCUCUUUCCCCUGUGAAAUGUCAGAGUUAUUCACACCUUUCAUGGUAAUCCAUGGCCAUGAGGCAGAAACCCUAGAGGGUCUGUCACUGCGCCAACUGGAGGACAGCCUUUUCAUGGUCUUGAGCAGCCAGCUAAAAAAGUUUACCAAUCUGCGAGCACUGGACAUCCAAGACUGCAGCAUCUACCUACAGGAAGGAAGAACUCGAAGCCGCACAGCCUCACGUUUACGAAUAACAGAACUGUUCUCAAGUUUUUCCCGCCUAACUCGACUGGAUCUUAGCUUCAACUACAUUUUAGGUUGCCUUGGGGAGCUUCUUCACUCCCUCAGCUGCCCGCUUGAGUAUCUGGCUCUCAGAGGAUGCGACCUUGAUGAGAGUGACCUCCAAGCUCUGGCCUCAUCCAAGCAUGCUGCUUCAUUACGGGAGUUGAAUCUUAGCAAGCUAUGUCAGGUUGUCUUUUUCUACCAAGGACGAAUACCUCCUAGUGCACUUGUCUCUAUUCUACGGCAUUUUCCUCUCUUGGCCAUCUUAAACCUGUCACAGAAUCAUAUUCCAAACUCACUCAUAUCAGAGUUGUGUUCAGUGCUUCGCUUUCAUUUGCCAAAGCUGAAGGUUUUGGACAUAUCAGCCAAUGUCUUUCUCCCUGAGCAUCAGAUUGACAUCACUGCAGCUUGUGCCAGCAUCCCUUGCAUGCAGAAACUACGUCUCACAACUGUGACCAGCUUUUUGCAGGAGUUUGGAGGUGUUGGCAGGGGUGGCGCAAAGGAGGCACCAAGCAUUGUGCGAAUCUUACAGACUUUGGAAGACCUUGGUCGUCAGGACUUGGUGGUGGAGACUGUGAAUUUGUCACGUGCAAUUUUUAUCGAUGUUGUGGAUGAGUUUAAUUUGUGAUGCAGAUGUUGUCGUGUGAGCAUUUCUUCCAGAAUGUGUUUGUGAAAUCCAACAUCCGGGGAUGUAAAGAUGUAGACAUUUUGCUUUUGCCUGAAAAGGGAUGUGCCAUUGCUUUGACCAGCAUCUGAAUUUCUUAUUGUGAGAAAGUUUUCCUGAUUUUUUAUACACGCAUUCAUUUGCAGGUAUGUGCAUUUGCACCUGUUGUUCAUGGAUGCAUGUGUGUGAGAGAGAGAGUGAAUGAAUGAUAGCAGAAAGGAAGUAGGACUUGUUGAGAAAAUCAGGCGGAAAGAUUUUAUUCUUACAGAUCAUGAAGAUUAUGCUCUGCAUGUCCUUUUGUUUAAUGCUUCAUACGACACUUUUAAUAUUCAAAGAGAGGGAUGUUGACUGGACUAAGCUGACAGCAUUAUUAGCAUUUGUCACAUUGAGAAAUUAACGCAAUUAUAUGUUUUAGUGAGCAGCAGAAAUUGCUUUGUUCAGUGUUUGAAGAAUUUGUGAUCAAUGUAACCACAUCAAAAUACU